Molecule: messenger RNA, 990 nt
Organism: Calliphora vicina (urban bluebottle blowfly)
Lineage: Eukaryota; Metazoa; Arthropoda; Insecta; Diptera; Calliphoridae
Gene: Surf6
Product: Surfeit locus protein 6
Exons: 2
Coding region: 99-962 (287 amino acids)
Biological process (GO): ribosomal small subunit biogenesis; ribosomal large subunit biogenesis
Cellular component (GO): nucleolus
Molecular function (GO): DNA binding; RNA binding
Source: RefSeq, a predicted model, not a curated record
UGAGUUUUGUUUUGAUUUCAUUUGAACCACCACACACGUGUUGUAGUAUUUGUUAAAACAGAAUUUUUGUUUAAAAUUAUUAAGAAAAUUAAUUAAAAAUGACCAUACAAAUAGAUAAAAAACAUUUGCAAACGUUUAUGCGUUCGGAAAAUGAGAAAAUCAUUGAUUUGCUGUUGACAUACAAUGUGCCAGAUUCAAUAGAAGAUAACGAUUGCGAUGCCUACCUACUGACCAACAGUAAAACAGUCUCGAAAUCUAUGCCUGCCAAACAGAAAGCCUCCUCCAUCGAUGAGUUGGAAGAUCGUUUAAAUACCAUUAAAAAUAAAAUGAAAACGAAAAAGGGACCUAUUUCGGAAAAGUCACGCAAGAAAAAAGAAGCCAAAAAACUAAAGAAAAAUAAAGAAUUCAAAAAAGUACUCAUCUCCGCCGCCAAAUCCAUGAAGAAUGAACACUCCAAGCACUCUAACGGCGACGAGGAGGAACAGGAAUCCAAACAAGACAUUAAACCCGUCAUGGCCAAACCGGUCUUCAAUGAAGACGGUAAAAUAGUUUUCUCUAAAUUUGAUUUUGCCCAAAAGAAAAAGAAAUCCCAUCAAAAUCCUCGUGAAAUUUUGAAGAAAAUCAAAGACACCGACAAGAAAAUCGCCGAAUUGAAGGAAAUGGGUGAAACAGAAAAGGCGUUGGAAAUGAAAAAUGAUAUUGCCUGGAAGAAGGCUUUCGAUAAGGUGGACGGUAAAAAGGUUAAGGAUGAUCCUAAGCUUUUGUACAAGGCCAUCAAGAAGCGCAAGGUGGAGAAGAAGAAGGCCAAGAAACAAUGGACGGAUCGUAAGCAGAAAGUGGAACAUGAUAUUGCUUCACGCCAAAAGAAACGCAAUGAAAAUAUUAAUAAACGUAUUAAGGAUAAUCAAAAUAGAAAACUUAAAAAGGCCACAAAGAAGGGCAGAAUUAUACCGGGUUUUUAAUAAAAUUUUAGAUUUUUAUAAAAAUAUA